Molecule: messenger RNA, 7354 nt
Organism: Pelobates cultripes (western spadefoot toad)
Lineage: Eukaryota; Metazoa; Chordata; Amphibia; Anura; Pelobatidae
Source: the annotation of a GenBank genome assembly
AUGGCAUACACCAGGUUUCUGCUGCUCGUUUUGCUGCACCAGACGGGUAAGUUUUAACCGGGCUAUAAAAAAUACAGAUACAAAUUAUUUGCAUUUUAUACAAAGGGUGAGAUACCCUGCCAUUCAAACAUAGCAUGUUGCUUUAUGAUUGACAGUGCUUUGUAACAUACAGCUCUGUAUACUCCCCUUAGGAUAUAAUAUAAUGCAGUGUACCCGUACCUUAACAUAUCAUAUACAGCAGUAUACACCCAUCUUAGGAUAUAAUAUAGAACAGUGUUCACCCACCUUAGGAUAUAAUAUACAGCAGAAUAAACCCACCUUAGGUUAUAAUAUACAGCAGUGUACACCCACCUAACUAUAUAACAUAUAGCAAUGUACACCCACCCUAGGAUAUCAUACAGCAGUAUACACCCACCUUAGGUUAUAAUAUACAGCAGUGUGCACCCACCUUAGGAUAUAAUAUACAGCAGUAUACACCCACCAAGGAUAUGACAUAUAGCAGUGUACACCCACCCUAGGAUAUAUUAUGAAGCUCUGAACACCCACCUCUGUAUAUAAUAUACAGCUCUGUACACCCACCUUGGGAUAUAACAUAUAGCAGUGUACAUCCACCCUAGGAUAUCAUAUACAGCAGUAUACACCCACCUUAGGAUAUAAUAUACAUCUCUGUACACUCACCUUAGGCUAUAAUAUACAGCUCUGUACACUCACCUUAAGAUAUAAUAUACAGCUCUGUACACCCACCUUAUGAUAUAAUAUACAGCUCUGUACAGUCACCUUAGGAUAUAAUAUACAGCUCUGUACACCCAUAUUAGGAUAUAAUAUACAGCAGUGUACAUCCAGCUUAGGAAAUGAUAUACAGCAGUGUACACACACUCGGGCUAUAAUGUAAAGCGGUGUUCGUGCAAUCUUCUCUACAAUGUUGACAUCAAUGUUCGCAAUGCAAUCAUGCACAGAGUACAAAUGUGGCCCAACCCAUAUAAGUAAAUAAGCAGAGACAGGUUUAACUUUUUUCCAUUAAUACAUUACAAAACAAAAUCUUGACAACCAAGUAAAUCAGUAUUAACCACACUUUGCUGUUGUACUUCUGUAGGAGGUCAUAAAUUAUCUGCAUUGUACACUAACAGGUUAAAGAACAUAAAUGCAAUUCCAGUAAGUAAGAUCCACUGAAACCACAUUAAAUGUAUGAGGAGAAAAUGCAAAAAGAAAGAAAAUGACGUUUUGAUUAUGUGAAUUGAUAUAUAUUUUCUUUAAUAAGACAGUCAAGGGUAUUUACUAAAUUGAAAAUUGGAAUUUCUUUAAUCAUAUAUGGAUUAACGCGGCUCUGUCAAUUCUGAGUAUUUCAUAAAAAUAAAAUCUUUAUAAAAUACUCAUGCUGACUAUGUUGAAAUUCAGAAAAGAAGAAGACUCCCUAAACUAGCGAAUGUAAAACACUAAUCUUGCAAAAAUAUAACUACAAUAUAUACAAGAUUAUGCAACGUGUAGUGUAGUGUAAGGGGAAUUCGAUACGUAAUAGCCUGUUAAUAUGUACAAAAGGUUUAGACACAAUAGUAAUAGUCCGUACCAUCUAUUCUUGUGUUUCAAAAAUAGUUUUAUUCAUUCCAAUGAAAAAAAAUACUAAUAUAUCAAUAUAAUAAAAAAAGACUACUGUGGCUGUGUUGGAAUUACAUUGAUAUUUGCAAUCUAUAUGACAAAGCAGUGACUACAUGGUCCCAUGGUAAAACAUGAAGUUGACAAAAGGCCUCUAGACAGAGGUCUACUGUCAACUUUUGUCCAUUGCCAGCUGCCAUCACAAUUGAUGGCUCUGAGAUUAAGGCAUUUCCUCACUUCGCCUAUCACUAGACAGGAUCUACAGACAGGGCCGGUGCAAGGAUUUUUGCCACCCUAGGCAAAAGUAAAGUUUGCCGCCCCCCAUGUGACAUCACAAUGCCCCACCCAUAUGAUUUGCCAUGUUAACUAACACCAGUGCUGCAGUGCCGCCGUGUUUACAUUAAAAGGCCUGCAGGGACAGGCUAUAGACACCAGGACCACUACAUUAAGCUGAAGUGGUUCUGGGGACUAUAGUGUUUCUUUAAUGUGAGGUAAAUUAGAGAUUAGUGCCACGAAUAAUAUACUAGAUUGCCUACUUACCAUCAGAUGAGGAUGAUGAUGGGCUCUAGCUGCAGUCUGGCUCCACUGGUCUGGUGUAGAACAGGCUCUCUGGAGGCUGUUUGUAACUGUGGUCACAAAAUCAAUGUUCUGGGAGAACGGGAAGCAGCUCCAUUUUUUGGGGGGCCCUUUACACAGCUCAAGGUCUGGGUCCCAGGGUCCACCUUCAUGUUCCACCAAUGAGUUUGUUCACAGGAGGUGGAGUAGGGGGAUGUCCUGAUAUGUGUGUAAGGAAUGCAUUGUGUGAAUCUGUGUUUGUAUGUGUAAGGGCUGCCAAGUGUGUUUCUGUGUAUGCACGGGAUGCAGUGUGUGCAUCUGUAAGGGGUGCAUUGAGUGUGUGUAAGGAAUGCAUUGUGUGUUUCUGUGUGUGUAAGGGAUGCAUUGUGUUGUAAGGGUUGCAUUGCUUGUGUGUGUGUGUCUGUGUGUGCAAUGCAUUGUGUGUUUUUCUGUGUGCAAGAGGUGCUUUGUCUUUGUGUGUAAGUGGUGCAUUGUGUGUGUGAUGGAUAUCAAGCUCUCCCCCCUCCCUUGUCAUUCUCUUCUCCCCCCCCCUUGUCCCUCUAUUCUCCCCCCUUCACUUGUCACUCUCUUCUCCCCUGCUUGUCCCUCUCUUCUCCCCUCCCCACUCUCAUUUCCUCUCCCUCCCCCAUCAAUUCCCCACCCUGUCAAUUUCUUUCUCCUCCCUUUCAAUUUAUUCCCCCCACCCUCCCUGUCAAUAUAUUCCCCCCCAUCCUCCCUUUCAAUUUAUUCCCACCCUCCCUGUCAAUUUAUUCCCCCACCCUCCCUGUCAGUCAAUUCAAUUUAUUCCCCACCCCCUCCCCUUUCAAUUUAUUCCCCCCACCCUCCCUUUCAAUUUAUUCUCCCCACCCUCCCUUUCAAUUUAUUCUCCCCACCCUCCCUGUCUUUAUUCACCCCCUUUCAAUUUAUUCUCCCCACCCUCCCUGUCACUUUAUUCCCCACCCCCUUUCAGUUUAUUCCCUACCUUCCAUUUCAAUUUGUUUCCCCCCUUUCAAUUUAUUCCCUCCCCCCUCUCCCUGUCAAUUCCCCCACCCUCCUACCUCUGUUGUAGCGUGGCCGAGCCCUGUAUGGUCUGCGGGUACAGGGAGCUUUUGUUUCCUGUACCCGGCUGGACUAAAAGGAAGUAAACACUGAGUGCACACUUCCUGUUAGUCCGGCCGGGUACAGGAGACAGAUGCUCCCUGUACCCGCGGACCAUACAGGGCCUGGCCACGCUACAGUGAGGGAGUGUCAGGAGGGAGCGCUGAGCGCUUCCCUCCUGUCAGCCCCUCUCCUCAUGCUGCGCCUGGGCCUCUCUACAGAGCGCUCAGGCAACUGCAGCAUGAGGGGGGCCGGCGCUCCUGGCGACGCCCCUUCCCAAGGGGCACCCUAGGUGACUGCCUAGUCCGCCUAACAGGUAGCGCCGACCCUGUCUACAGAGACUCCUAGGGCCUUCUGACUCCUCAUGCACUUUGGUCACGGACUUAAGGCCUGUGUGAGUUAGGGGCCUGGUUACAGAGGACAUUAUCACCAGUUAGAGAGAUCAUCAGAUCUCCAAAACUAGUUCUGCGUCAGCUGAACUACCGCCAGUGCUUUUGGUUCAGAACCCCCAUGCUUUGGGUGCCCAUUGGGUGGCCCAUGCACUCAGGUCCCUGUAGUAUCAGCUGGUUGCAGUGGGAGGAAGUGAGAGACCACCAGGUGGCACACACAAGCAACAUGAGGAGAGAGGCAGGAGUGAGCUCCCUCACGCUCAUAUGUCAGAUUGUGUGUGUAUGUAGCAGUGUGUGUAUCUGUGUCAAGCUGUGUGUGUAUCUGUGUGUCAGGGUGUGUGCAUGUGUAUCUGUGUGUACGUCUGUGUGUGUGUGCGUGUUGGUGCGUAUAUGUCAGAGUUGUUUUUAAUACAGAGUGUGUUACUCUGUUAAAGAAAUAAAAAAUAUAAACGGACUUAAUAUAAAAUAUCUUCUUUUAACAAAACACUUCAAAAAAUACAAUUACUUGAAUUCUAAAGAGGGAUUCCAAAUUCUAAUUAAUUUGGUAUACAACAGGAAUGUAAAGUUUGAUCAGUGUAGAAUAUCCAGUGGGAGAAGCCAGCAAUCAAUAUCAUUAAAUCAAUCAAUGCCAUAAGGAUUACACAGUAAUACUAGUCCAGAGCCAAUUAUAAUAACAUACAGCAGGUUUUGUAAAGGGUUAAUCUGUCCAACAGAGUGGAGGUGAUAAUCCAGGAGAUGUUAACAGUUAAUCAGUAAGAUAUAAGGGCAAUCCAAAUGCACAAAACAAAAGUUCAAAGUUUAGCGAUUGAUUAAGCAGGUUUAGUAACCUGGGUCCCAGAGAAGUAAUUCCUGCAAGGAAAGUUAUGGGUUCAAACAGCAAGGGAUUUAGACACAUUCACAGUGCAUGGAAUCACCGAAAAACACACAUACCAAUAUCAGAAUGUCACAGUGAAUCUGUGUAUGUGUGUAUGUGUCAUGGCGUAUUUGAGUUUGUGUGUAUUUAUCUGUGUGUUUAUAUAUGUGUAUCUAUGUGUUAAUGUGUAUGUUUAUCAGUGUAAGUAUGUAUGUAUGUAGCAGUGUGUGUGUGUAUGAGCAUACAUCCAAGCAAAUCUAACACAGAUAUUACAUUAAUUUGUAUUCAAAUUCCAAAAUUAUAUAUAAACACACCCCUUCACUCAAACACCAAUACUACACACAAAUGUACAUCCCCAUUUCAGAGCAUUUCAAAGCCAACAUUACAUACAAACACACCCCUGUAUUAAAACACAUAUUAUAUACAAAUACCCCUUCAUUCAACGCCAUUACUACACACAAAAGCAAACCUGCAUUUAAAAGUCAACACUACAUACAAACACAACUCUGAAUUCAAAAGCAAGCACUACACACAAGUAUACUACUGAAUUCCAACGGCAACAGUUCAUACAAAUACACCCCUACAUGCACACAUACACUCUAUACAACAACAUGCUCACAUUCAAAUGCCAAAACACUGCUCACAAAUACGGCCCUGUAAGGAUGGGCAAAUGGAAGAUCCCCAGCUCCCCAAAUACAUUUUGGCCACACUUGCACUGGUGGGGGCCCAAAAUAGUUUCUUGCACCAGGGCCCUCUCUACAUUAGUUCCACCGCUGCCUGCAUAUAUAUAUAUAUAUAUAUAUAUAUAUUUUUUUUUUUUUUUUAAUUCUCUGUCCCCGGGAAUGAAGUGCCCUGCAUUAGUGACUCUGCCAGCUACAACUGAAAUCUUCCUUAGAUAAGGAAGACAUACUCCAUAUGCUGUGGAGGAUAGGAUCGUACAUCAUAUCUUUGAGUCAUAGGUAACACAGAGCCAUGGCCCCGUGGGACACAGACUGAUAUGAGGGUGAGACAACAGAAGAUUAAAGUAAGAAUGGAGGGGAAGAGUUAAGGGAAGAGUUAAAAGUGGUGAGAUUGGUAUAGAUAGAAAUAUGGGAUAGAGAUAGUAGCAGAGAUGGUUUGUAGGAGACUGUGGAGACUUAGAAGAUAAAAGUUACACAGUGACCUUCAGAAAACACCCUACGGUACACAUACUGCUCAACUGCAGCAAUUUGGGCACACAAAGUGACAUGUAGUAAAAAACACUCCUGAAUACACACACACACAUGCAUUCACUCACUCUUACAAAUACUUUCAUGCAUUUACACACACUCCUCACAAAUAUUCACUGAAACUCUGCAUUUGCACACAUUAAUAUUGCACACAGAUAUUCAUUUGAAUUUACACACAUAUGCAAAUUCCUUCCAGCAUCCACACACUCCGUACAAAAGCAUCCCAGUAUUCCAACCCCGCAAACAAAUACACUCUUGCAUUCAUGCAUUAUUGAGCCACACAAAUACACAUCUGGACUAUAAAUAUAUAGAACUGCAUAUAAACAUACUGGCACUACCCACACAAACACAACCCUGCAUUCCCAAACUUUGACACUGUACACCCCUACGUUCAGACAUGCAUGGUGAAAAUAUACACAAUGCAAUCAAACACUUCCACAAAGACUUCCACAAAAUGCAUCCACAAAUAAGUUACUCAUUCAAGCAUGCAUGUAUCUCCUCAAUAUAUGCACACAUACAGAUACAGAAAAAAAAUUGUUACUGAACACACAUUGUAGACUAGAUUUACCACGUUUGACAAAUCUGCAAAUCUGGUUUAGUGUUUUUUUCACUAAACAGUAAAAUGAAAACAUAAUAGCAAACGUUAGGCUAUAAUAACCAAAUUGUAACUAAAAUGGUGAAUUUUUAAAAAUGAGAGAUUGAGAUGUUAAUUUAUUGUAAUGCACUCUGUAGUGAAUAAACCAUGUGUAUUUGUGUAUGCAUUGGAUUUCGAGGAGGCCCAGGGACAAAGUUUGCCCGGGGAACCUGGAGACUUCUAUGGCCACAGAAACGUAACUGAAACAAGAUGAAACGCACAAUGGAUGAACAUGUUCGUUUUGAUUGUUGAAUCAGAAUUCAGCCUAUGGAGCCAAAAAAAAUAGAUAACUGAUGGGAAAAAAUGGGAAAAAAUUGUUGCUGACCAUUCUAUGGUCAGCAACAAUUUUAUUUCAGCUACUCUGGUCUUAAAUUUGAAAUUCACUUUGAAUUUUCGCUUUAGUAAAAAAAAUCCUUUCAGUGUUUAUGGUGCUUGGAGUAUUUUCUUUUUUUUACAAAAAACAUAAUUUCAAAGCAUGGCAAUGGGAAUGAGCUGAUCUUAGAAUAAAUAUAGCAGAUAAUUUAUUAACCUGCAGAAAAUAAUGUUGAAAUGUUGUUAAAGUAAUGGUUAUUACUAUAUAAUAAAUAUCAAGUGUACAAACAGAACACAGCAUUAACACCAUUAUGUAUUCCAUGAGGUCGAUAUUGUUAUAAGAUCAAUGCUUGUUAUUUCUGCAGGUGGAGUUCUGGAGGUAAAUGUCCCCUCAAGUCAUCAAGCUAGAAUGGGAUCUGAGACGCUGAUUCCCUGCAUGUUCACUGUGGACAAACCUCGUGUGAAUCCCAAGUUCCUCGUAGUGUCUUGGUAUUUUCAGAAAAAACAAAUCUUGAAGUUAGAGGAUGAAGUGACCUUAUCAGAUGGACGGUUUUAUAUAAAUACAAGUAGAGCAAUAAAUGGCGACGUAUCCUUAUAUAUUUCCAUAGUAACAAUAUUUGACAUUGGAGCCUAUACCUGUUCAGUACUGUACAGUCCAGACAUGAUGGAAAAGCAAGUCCGCUUGGUUGUUCAUGGUAAUAUUUCAAUUAUCUAA